This is a messenger RNA of Rotaria sordida, 720 nucleotides long. Lineage: Eukaryota; Metazoa; Rotifera; Eurotatoria; Philodinida; Philodinidae. The record is from the annotation of a GenBank genome assembly.
AUGUGUGCAGCUCUAUCACCAACACCACCAAAUUCAUCAACAGAUUCAUCACUUUCACAUUCUGAUCACCAAACAACUGAUGAAAAAAAUGGUUCUAUUGAUAAUAAUAAUAAUAAUAAUAAUAACAAUAAUAAAUUUCAACAGCCAGCAUUUCUUCGUUCAUUCGAAGCUGAAUUAGAUAAAGUAGAUGAAUAUUUUCAGACAAAAGCACCUGAUGUUCGUCAAGCUAUACUUGAUAGUUUACAACGUAUGUAUAAUCAGAAUGAAUGGCAUGAUAAUCCAUUAACAAUUAUUUGUCGCGAUCUUGAAAUUCAUGUACCGACACCUGAACAAUUAAUGGAAUUAAAAGCAACACGUGAUGCAUUAAAAGCUGAAUAUGAUGCUUUACGUCAGUCAGUGAACAAUUGAUUUUGUAUUAUUAUUAUUUAUUGGUUUUUUUUUUUGUCGCAAAAUAUUCAACAAUCAUUUGUUUCUUCUAGUCGAAAAGAUAAAUAAAAAAAAAGAAAUAGAUAAACCGAUUUGUUUGUUUUUUGUUCUCGGUCUUAAAAUUUUUUUGUUCUUUGUGCUCUAUUUUUUUUUUGGUAUCGAUCUAUUUUGUGCCUUUAUUCUCUCAGGAACUUGUCAUUCUUUGGUGUGUGCGUGUAUAUAACUUUUCUUUGGUCAUUUCAUUUCUUUUUUUUUGUCUUUUUGUUUUUGAUAAAUAGAAACAGACUUACGAGU